Molecule: messenger RNA, 5154 nt
Organism: Astrephomene gubernaculifera
Lineage: Eukaryota; Viridiplantae; Chlorophyta; Chlorophyceae; Chlamydomonadales; Astrephomenaceae
Source: the annotation of a GenBank genome assembly
UUCUAUAGCAUAUGGUAGUCAGCUCAGCUGCAUCCUUUGAUAUUCGCAAAUAACCCUGCAAGUUGCAAUAAGCGAACCCACUUGAAGCCAUGCAUCCUUUGCAAAUUAGUCUUAUAUAAAGUUACUAACCGGUAGAUAGCUGGAACGUACAAGCGAUGAAUAGGGACGUAUGGGCCGAGCGGCGAGAGCUGCUGGAAUACCUUCUAAAGGACCAUGCAAGGCGCGGGGGAAAGAUCAUCGGACCCCAGCAGGGUCUACUCUAUGACGCAAAAGUCUUGGACCAGGUCAACGUGACCGCUCUGCUCAAGCAGCUGCAAGCAGGAGGAGCUGUGGACAUCGCCAGGGCCACCGGCCCGCCACCCGUCAUCUCCAGCCCCGGCCCUCGCCCUCCCCUGGGCCCCUCCUCUUCCUCCUCACGCUUCCCAACCGCUGGCGACAACCCCUUCGGCCCGCCCCAGCCUGCUGCUGCCGGUGGCGCUUCCGGCCGCUCGGUCCCAGGCGAUAACCCCUUUGGCCCGCCUCCAGGCUCCUCCUUGGGAGGUAGCAACGGUGCAGCUGCUGUGCCUGCUGCGGCUUCUUCUCGGCACAUGCACCAUGUGUCUGCGGAUAACCCCUUUGGCGGGCCCAGCGAUGGUGGUGGCGGAGGCGGCAACGCAAAUCCCUUUGGGAGCACGCCCGCCGGCAAGCGGCCGAGCUCGGGUGCGGGCGCGGGCGGCACCAUCACGGCUGCGGAUGCGGCGAUGUUUUCCAAGACCAGGUCGAAAAAGGUGUCGGCCGGCAGUGGCGGCGGCAUGCUGGAUCCGCCCGUAACCGCCGUAGCAACCGCCACAAAGCUGUCGUACAACCUGACGACAGCGCCGUCGCCCUCGCGGCCCCAGCAGCAGCGGGGGGGCCCGGCGGGGGAGUACGACGGAGGUGCCGUACAUCGGGUCAGCGAUGGCGACCGUAGCGGCGGUGGUGGGGGUGUGGGUGGUGACAUGGACGAUGGCGCGGGGGGCAUCCGGCCUCCGCCACUGGACCUGCCCCAGCUGGAGACGGGUCAGACGGAGGACCAGCUGCGCGACCUGGCCUUCCUGCUCUUCGCCGCCUGCGCCUCCGGCACCGGCCUGCCGCAGCACUCGGCGCUGCUGCCCGUGGUACGACAGCAGCUGCUGGUGGAGGAGGGGCGCGCGGCGGACAUUGGGCGGGUGCUGCGGCACAUACAGCCGGGUGGUGAGCCCACCCUACUCGAUGCCCUGCACCCCGCCCACCCGCCCUCCUCCUCGCCUCCCGCCGGCAGCCGCCACGCCAGCGCCGCCGGGCUGUGGCGCCCCAGCCAGCGAGCCUCCCUGGAGCUGCUGCUGCGCCUCAUUGCUGUCGUACGUCCCACCGACUUUGAGGGCGGUAGCAACAACAACACGGGCAGCGCCACCUCCCACCCCUCUGCCUCAGCUGCCGGUUCCGGCUCCGCACCCGGUGUGAUCUCGCAUCGUGCCUUCCGCGGCUUCCUGCGCUGGAAGGACGUGACGGUGGCGGUGCUGGAGCGGCAGUUGGCGCUGGCGGUGGAGGCGGGGUGGAGCGGCGAGCGGCCGCAGCUCAGGAAGAUGCUGGCGAGGAUGCACGGCGCGGCUCGUCGCGCGGACGUGCGUGGCGAGGGCGACUUCGAGGAGGAGGAGUACGGCGAGGCGACCCGCGUGCUGGCGGAGGUGGCGGGGCGGCUGGCGGAGGGGUGCGCCACGGGGAUGCGCUUCCCCUGGGCGGUGCGCGUGAGGCUGUGCGAGAUACUCAUCACGGCCAUCUUCGACAGCCUGGAGCCGGGUGUGUACAUCGACGAGGCGGCGCUGGUGCUGCAGUUCCUGGAGUCAGUCAUGUGGCCCGCACUGGGGCUGUCGGCGCCGGCAGCGCUGGCGGUGAGCGCCUGGGUUCACUUCAGCAUGUACGUCGCCACGGGGUGUCGGGAGCAGCGGCUGGUGAAGCACCUCAAGCAGCUCAUUGCUCGGCUGGCGGCGGCGGCAGCGGAGGCGCCCAUGAAGGGGAGCGACCCCUUCGGUCUGGGUCCCGAGGCCACGGGUGCUGCCGUACCGUCGGCGUGCGGAGGUGGGUCGUACGGCGGUACGGCAGCCCCCUCCGCUCCGGCAGAGGAGCUAGCCCGCGACACGGCUCUGGCGGCCCAGGUGGCCGACCGCAUCGUGGAGUGGGUGUACGACAAGCUGUGCGACUACCAUGCGGCCUUCCCGAAGGGUGAGAACAUGUCGGCGCUGCUGGACGUGUUUGUGUUCGCGGCUCGCAGCCGGGGCGACCCGCCGGAGCGGCUGGCGGCGCUGCUGGCGGCGGCGGUGGCGGACAGCACGGCGGCGCAGUUCGGGCGGCUCAUGCGGGCGAGGGUGGACACAGAGGGGUCAAACGAGACCCGGCUGCUGCAGCUCGCCUCCGUGGUGCACGACAUCGCGGACGCGGCCGAGUCGCUCUUCUGCGGCGCCCUGCUGGCCCCCCACCUGCCCGCCGCGCUGCCGGUGGCGGCGGCGCACCUGCACGGGCUGUACGGCAGCCACCUGGCGCCCUGGCUGCACACGGUGGGCGGCAUCAGUCCUGCCGUGCUGGACGUAUUCCGCACCGCCAACGCACUGGAGCAGCGCCUGACUGCACACAUCGCCAAGGCGGGACCCCCACCCCCUCCUGCUGCUGCUGCUGCUGCCCCGGGUGCCGUACCUCCUCCUGCUCCUGCUGGGGCCGCAGCGGCUGCUGCUACCCCCGUAGCUACUCCCACCAAGUCCGUUUCAUCAGGGGGCAAUGCAGGCGCACUGGGUGCAGCCGGCAGCAGCUUCAGCAGCGCCAAGAAGGACGGCGCCAACGGCAGCAGCAGCAGCGCUAGUGCGGGCGGGGAGGCAGCCGCCGCGUCCAAAACACCAUCCCCCGUAUUUCCCGGCGGCGGCGCCGCACCCACUGCCGUACCCACCCCUGCUGCUGCUGCUGGUGCGGGCAGCGGGUCGCUGUACCCCCCCGUGCCUAGUUGCGCUCCUGUCGCCCAACCGCACCCGCACCCCGGGGUGGUGUACGAGGUGCUGUCGGCGCACCGGCGGUGGGACCUGGCGGGGCCGCUCAAGGGGGCCAUGCUGCAGUGGGUGUCCUCCCAGGUAGCCAGCAUGAACACUUGGGCCGCCAGGGCGCUGCAGGCGGAGAAGUGGAGACCCAUGGGUUCGGGCCCGGACGCCUCGCACACACAGAGUGCGGUGGACGUGUCUCGCAUGUCGUUUGAGGCGGUUGAGGCGUUGUACGGCAUGGACGUGCCCAUGCCGCCCGAGGUGCCGUACGCGCUGCUUGAUGGGAUUGAUGCCGUACUGCGCAAGUACGUGACCCACGUGAAUGAGAAGCUGGGUGACCUGCAGCGAGUCAUGCCGCCCCUGCCGCCACUCACGAGAUACAAAAAGGACGUGGUUGUGAAGCAGGAGCAUGCGGAGAUGGAGGCGGGUCGGGGCAGCGCCAAGGGCAAGCAGAAGGUCGCCUUCCUGGCGUCCGUGCCCACGGUCGAGUCCUCCCCCGAGCUGACCAACAUGAGCGCCUCCCUCACCCCGGAGGCCCUGGCGGCAGCAGCAGGCAGCCUGCACUACCUGGGGGGCAGGGCGGAGGCGCUGAGGGAGCUCUGUCGCGAGCGGCAGCAGCAGUCCGUCGCCGCGCACUCCGCAGCCAACCCCUCCACCGCCGGCAAGGCCUCCUCGAAGCAGCUGCUGCUGGCGGAGGCGCCCUCCUCCUCCCCCGAGCCCUCCGAGCCGCCCCUCUCGCAGGCCCGUACGGCACUGUCGGCCGGCAUGCAGUACGCCUGCAAGUUCCUGGCGACACGGAUUGUGUUUUGGGACCAGCGGGCCAACUGGCUGGAGCUGCUGUACCGCCACCACGUCACCGCCCCCGGGGCGCGCAUCGAGCCGCAGCUGGAGGCGCUCAACAAGGUGCUGGGCGCGCUGUGCCCCGCCAUGCAGGAGGCCGUGAGGAACGCGUUUGCACGACACCUGCUGAUAGCUGCGGUGCAGGCCAUGGAGCGGGUGUUGCUGGACGGAGGGCCCUGCCGCUGGUUCACUCCAGCGGAUGUGACGGCCAUUGAACAGGACCUGUUCAAGCUGCGGUCGCUGUUCCACGCGGAGGGGGAGGGGCUGGAGCGGGAGGUGAUCGACGGGGAGCUGGAGCGGCUGCGGAGGCUGCUGCCGCUGAUGAAGCUGGAGGUGGGGCCGCUCAUGGACCUGCUCAAAACGGCUCGCACGCACGGCACCGCGCAGCUGACCGCCUCCAACGGGGCUCCGGGAGCCGCCUUCGACGAGUCCUCCCUCAUGCGCGUCAUCGCCCACCGGCCCGAGCGCAACGGCUCCAAGCUGCUCAAGACGCUGUACAAGCUGCCCAAGAAGCCCAAAUAGACAGGGGGGAGGUGUUCACAGGGCAUUGAGCCGCUACGAAAUACUGGACAAGUAGGGGGUAGGGAGGGGCAUGCGCAUAGGGGAUGGGUUGGGUGCAAGUAAGGUGAGGGGCACAAGGCGAAGAGACAGCAGCGGCGGUGGACGGGGGCAGCGGCACAUGGGAAAAGGGCGAAAGGAGCUGAUGUCGUGGGGCUCUGUCGUGGGGCGAGCGUACUGAAAAGGGCGGGUGCAUGCGCUGCGGGGUGCCGUACUCGGGUAGGUAAAGUCGAGGUCCCCUAGGUAAGGCGAUCCAGAGGGGGCUUGUAGGUAUGAGGAGUUUCGGGCGGGAGAAACAGGAGGUGGGUUGACUGGGGAUGACUGGGGCUUGGACUGGCAGUGACCGGCGGAGGAAGAAGGGGCGGAGGUUAACGCGUCUUGUCCUUGAUGUGGACUGAAGGAACGUUGUGGAGCGGAGUGAAGGCCUGAAGGGCGUUUGUGUGUCGUGCUGAGAAGCACAAGCUCUCGGAGCACGAGUGUUAGCUGUUUCCUGUUAACUACACAUCUCUCGCGCCGUCAGCCCGUCAGCCUGGGUAGUCCUACAAUCUCUCACUGUGGAUGCGGCGCAUGGAGGCAGCACAUGACCCGCAAGCCAGUGGCCACACCCCUGUACACAGGGGGAUCAGAUGUGGGUCGCUCUUUGACAUCAGCCCCACACCUGCUCCCCCCCUGCGUUGUUGCAUUUAUUUAUAAUUUUCCCCCAUCCUGCAGCAGUAGCACACAACGCAACUCAACC